Fusarium verticillioides 7600 is the source of this 649-nucleotide messenger RNA. RefSeq lists its product as hypothetical. The coding region runs from base 108 to 599 and encodes 163 amino acids. The transcript has 3 exons. NCBI's taxonomy places the organism in Eukaryota, Fungi, Ascomycota, Sordariomycetes, Hypocreales, Nectriaceae. The record is from RefSeq and is a predicted model, not a curated record.
AGAAGCUGCAAUUGCGACCCUUCGAACAGUCUAUCAAGUAAACUGACAUUCGAAAACUUCCUAACCAAUCAACAUAGCAUCACCACCUGCAAGCGGCAUUGCUCACAAUGUUCACCAAGACGGUUAUUAUCUUGCUAGCAUCUUUAUCGCAGGGAAAAGAAAUUUUGAAGAGACGUCACGAUGAACCAACAUCCUUCAUAGAUAAAUUCCCAUGGUCGUUCUUCCUGAACAAAACCGGCCUCGAUCCGCUCCAGUAUCUCAAACCUCCAUCCGAUGACACACCCGAGACACUCGUCUGCACUACGGAACCCGAUCCCGAUCGACUCGCCUGCCCAGUCGCCAUAGCCGCGUGGUCGAACUUCACCGAUGCAGAACAGCGCAUAAGCAUCCCAGCUGGCCAAUGCCUAUCUGCGACAGAAGGAACAUGCCGAACCGUUGCGUGUGCGCCGAGACUGGAUGUCACCGUGAAAAAUGGUGAGAUAACAGGACGAAUGUGGAAUCCCGUGUCGACAAAGUGUGUGUUUGGUGGCGUCGGAGGAAUAUGGCAGAAUGAUGGGUCAACUCUAGUCAUUGAGAUGGGUUAUGCAGGUCAAGAAUGAAUCAAGAUGUAUUCGUACUUUACAAAAGAGUCUAGCUGGUAUUCGCAUCC